Molecule: messenger RNA, 3105 nt
Organism: Ochlerotatus camptorhynchus
Lineage: Eukaryota; Metazoa; Arthropoda; Insecta; Diptera; Culicidae
Product: protein HID1
Exons: 6
Coding region: 138-2672 (844 amino acids)
Cellular component (GO): Golgi trans cisterna; membrane; Golgi medial cisterna
Source: RefSeq, a predicted model, not a curated record
UCUAUCUGUGCGGGAGAAAAGGUUUUGAAAAUCCGAUGUAAUCUUCAAAAACAUACGAUAAAAUUACGAUUUUCAACGAAAAUUGUUGAAAAAAGUGAUACGAAGCCUCUUAAAACAGUACUAAGCAGUGAUAAAAGAUGGGUAAUACAGAUACAAAGCUUAAUUUCCGCAAGGCAAUUGUGCAGCUCACCAGCAAAAGCCAGCCAAUCGAUGCAAGUGAUGACGUAUUUUGGGAGCAAUUUUGGAUCGAACACAGCACUCCUGUGCAGGACGUUUUUGCAUUGAUUCCCUCGAAUGAGAUACGCAAAGUAAGAGAUGUAAUGCCUACAAAUUUAGCAACUUUAUGCUACAAAGCAACCGAAAGGCUAGUUCGGGCUGUAGACAACAGCUGUCGGACUCAAGGAGAACAACAAACCGUUAUAAACUGCGUACGCCUAUUAAAUCGCAUAUUGCCGUACAUCUUCGAAGAUGCAGAAUGGAAAGAUUUUUUCUGGUCGUCGCUCCCUUCAGGAAGUGAUAAAGAUGAUAAUGCGACUCCAUUGGCUCAAAGUCUACUGAAUGCCAUCUGUGACUUGUUGUUCUGUCCGGAUUUCACUGUUGUCGGAUUACGAAAGUCUGGACCUGAAAAGGCGGAAGAACUGAACUCGAUCGAUAGUUGUGAAUACAUCUGGGAAGCUGGAGUCGGAUUUGCACAGUCUCCUCCACGCAAUGGAAAUAUGGACUCACGGCGAACUGAGCUUCUUAAGCUUUUGUUGACAUGCUUCAGUGAGACUAUGUACCGUGUUCCGACGAUGAGCGACGAACCCAAUAAAUGGAUUGUACACUUUACGAGCGCUGAAAAUCGCCAUGCGUUGCCAUUAUUCACGUCACUACUAAACACUGUGUGUGCAUAUGAUCCAGUAGGAAUAGGCGUUCCUUACAAUCAUUUGCUUUUCACCGAUACCCUGGAGCCGAUGGUUGAAGUUUGCUUGCAGAUUCUGAUUGUAACGCUAGACCAUGAUAUAACCAGCAAUUCACCAACACAAUCCGCGUCGUAUUCGCAUGAUGAUACAACUAUUGCGGACAACCUUUUCAUCAACUAUUUGUCACGUAUUCACCGGGAUGAUGAUUUCCAGUUUAUUUUGAAAGGCGUAACCCGUUUACUGAACAACCCCCUGGUGCAAAGCUAUCUACCAAACUCGACAAAGAGGCUACACUGUCACCAAGAGCUAUUGGUGUUCUUCUGGAAAAUUUGUGAUUAUAAUAAGAAAUUCUUAUAUUUCGUACUUAAAAGCAGUGAUGUUUUGGAUAUUCUGGUACCCAUCUUGUACCAUCUGAAUGACUCCCGAGCUGACCAAUCCCGAGUCGGUCUUAUGCACAUUGGAGUAUUCAUACUGUUGCUACUGUCCGGUGAACGAAACUUUGGAGUUCGGCUCAACAAACCGUACACCGCCACGGUCCCGAUGGAUAUUCCUGUAUUCACAGGAACUCAUGCUGACCUUCUGAUAACGGUUUUUCACAAAAUCAUUGCAACCGGACAUCAGCGACUGCAACCUUUGUUUGAUUGUCUACUUACGAUUCUGGUAAACGUUUCACCAUACUUGAAAACACUCUCGAUGGUUGCCAGCAUAAAACUGCUUCAUUUACUAGAAGCCUUCAGUACGCCAUGGUUCCUAUACUCCGCACCCUCUAAUCAUCACCUGGUGUUUUUCUUAUUGGAAAUAUUCAACAACAUAAUCCAGUAUCAAUUCGAUGGAAACUCCAAUUUGGUUUACACCAUCAUACGUAAGCGGCAGGUAUUCCACGCCUUGGCAAACUUGCCAACGGAUGCUGCUGGAAUAGCCCGAUGCAUGAGCAACAGAAAAGGUGGAAAAUUGAACAACUCUAGUCAUGGAGGAACUCGAGAUGGAGUUCGAAACGAACAGAACAAUGAAGUGCUACCGUCUACAGCUAAUGUAGGUAAUGAAAGUGAGGAAGAUAUCACGGUCAGAACUGGUCAAUUAACGCUUGAUGAUAGACAACCAUCGGAUGAGGAAGAUAGCCGCAGUGAGAUCGUAGAAGAGUCGAUGGAGGGUUCUCGUCCUGCUCUACCUGCGGAGCCAGGAACUUUGAAAGUUACGCUUCUAGAUACCCCUGACAUCACUCAAAUGACUGAACGGGAAUCUGCUCAUCCAUCUGGUGAGGCAACUACUCCAUCACCGAUUGAACCUAAUGCGAAAACUCCGGUUGGUGAAGCCGAUCGAGCCUCAAUAGGAUCACCAAGCAAGGAGCAACCGUCCCCAAUCAAAAGAUCUGUUGCUCAGCGUGGUAGUAUUCGUGUCACACCGGGAGCUGGUCACGGAUCACAGGCGAAAAUAUGGCAACCGACACCGGAAUGGGUCCAGUCAUGGCGCUCCAAACUGCCACUUCAAACCAUUAUGAGAUUGCUACAGGUGCUUGUGCCACAGGUGGAGAAAAUAUGCAUCGAUAAAGGAUUGACUGAUGAGUCGGAGAUUCUAAAAUUCCUCCAACACGGUACACUGGUAGGAUUGCUACCAGUACCGCAUCCCAUAUUGAUACGAAAAUACCAGGCAAACAGUGGAACUACCGCUUGGUUCCGAACCUAUAUGUGGGGUGUCAUUUACCUUAGAAACGUGGAUCCUGCAAUUUGGUACGACACUGAAGUAAAAUUAUUUGAAAUUCAACGCGUUUAAUAUGUCAAAUAUACACAAUCAAAAAACAUGGAUAACAUUUCUACGACCAUAUAGCUUUGUACACGGAUGUCAGAUGCAUGUUAUAACCAACCUAACUAACCCAGAUCAAUAUUUAAGCACAUUCCUUCGAAGAUUUAUAAACAAAACUUAUAACGCCUCCUAUUAUUGAUCUAUCUACCCUUCUCUCGACUCUUACAUCAACAUUCCUUUUCCGUUUCCAACAGUUAUCACAGCCAUAACCGCCUUUGAAAAUAUUAAUAGACACUGACAAACUGCUAGAUUCUUUUAUUUAACAUACUAUUUUAGUGCAGUGCAAUUCAUAUGUAUGUUUGCAUUACAAAACAACAAACAUAGCCUUUUGAAGCAAAACAAACACAUAUGUAUCACCUUCGUAAUUGUGCUUGAAUAACGUCAAAUAAAAAAAAAUGUAAUG